Messenger RNA from Cimex lectularius (bed bug), 652 nucleotides. Its product is annotated as trafficking protein particle complex subunit 2-like protein. Gene Ontology annotation, cellular component: nucleus; TRAPP complex; cytoplasm. Lineage: Eukaryota; Metazoa; Arthropoda; Insecta; Hemiptera; Cimicidae. The transcript is spliced from 5 exons. The coding region runs from base 171 to 587 and encodes 138 amino acids. Gene Ontology annotation, biological process: endoplasmic reticulum to Golgi vesicle-mediated transport. The record is from RefSeq and is a predicted model, not a curated record.
AAACGGCAAUGCCGAACGAUAGCCGAGAGGAUGGUCCUGGCCGUUUUGGCCAUAUCCUAAUCGGUGAACUCCCGUCUCGUGACGUCACGGCUCGCGUCUGUCCGACCUGCGCUCUUCCGAAGAUAGAGGUUUCAUAACCUUCUCAGCUAGGAUUGCCUGUCAAUUCGGCGAUGGCUGUCUGUAUUGCCGUUAUCGGCAAGGAGAACGCGCCGAAAUAUGUUGCUUGCUAUGAGCCGGAAGAAGAGCUCGACUUCCACUACAAGGUUCACAUGUCACUGGACAUUAUACAGGAGAAGCUCCAGCCUGAGAAACGCGUCGAGGACCUCUACCUGGGCUUGCUCUACUCGACAGAGGAACACAGGCUAUACGGCUAUGUGACCAACACGAAGAUCAAGUUUGUCGUAGUUUUCAAGUCGACCAGCCUGCCCAGGGAGAAUGAGAUCAAGGCGAUGAUGAAAAACAUCCACUCGGCGUACAUAGAUGUGAUAUGCAACCCGUUCUACAUACCGGGCGAAAUGAUCAAGUCUAAGAAGUUCGACAAGUCUGCGAAAUCAAUGCUGACGAGGAGCUCGACCAAAGAAAAUUAAAAAACAAACAAAAACAACAAGCAUUAAUGUUUUUGUAUAUAAAUUUAUAAUAAAUUAUUUGUUUA